Messenger RNA from Gekko japonicus, 2874 nucleotides. RefSeq names its product klotho (gene KL). The record is from RefSeq and is a predicted model, not a curated record. Gene Ontology annotation, biological process: carbohydrate metabolic process. The transcript is spliced from 6 exons. Bases 1 to 2874 code for a protein of 957 amino acids. Gene Ontology annotation, molecular function: hydrolase activity, hydrolyzing O-glycosyl compounds. Lineage: Eukaryota; Metazoa; Chordata; Lepidosauria; Squamata; Gekkonidae.
AUGACCCCCGCCGCCCGGGCUCCGCUCCUCCUCCUGCUGCUGCUCUGCCGGCCGGUGCUGGGGGAGCCGAGCGCGGGCACUUGGGCUCGCUUCGCCCGGCUGCCCUACCCGCAGGACCAGCUCUUCCUUUACGACGCCUUCCCGGAGGGCUUCUUGUGGGGGGCGGGCACGGCGGCGUACCAGGUGGAAGGCGCCUGGCAGCAGGACGGCAAAGGGCCCUCGGUGUGGGACACCUGGGCGCACCGGGGCGCGGCGGCGGCGGGGGGCGACGUGGCCAGCGACAGCUACCACCGCCUCCAGCGCGACCUCGAGGGGCUCCGGCUCCUGGGCGUCUCCCACUACCGCUUCUCGCUGGCCUGGGCGCGCCUCCUCCCCAACGGCACGGCGCCCGCCAACCCGGCCGCCCUCCGCUACUACGGGCGCCUCCUGGAGGGCCUGAAGGCCCGCGGCGUCGAGCCCCUGGUCACGCUCUACCACUGGGACCUGCCCCAGGCCCUGCAGGACGCCCACGGCGGCUGGGAGAGCCCCGCGCUGGUCGAGCGCUUCCGCGACUACGCCGAGCUCUGCUUCAGGAGCUUCGGCCGCCACGUGCGCUACUGGCUCACCGUCGACAGCCCCUACCUCGUGGCCUGGCACGGCUACGCCACCGGCCGGCUGCCCCCCGGCGUCAAGGGCGGGCCCGAGGCGGGCUACAGGGCGGCGCACAACCUCCUCAAGGCUCAUGCCAAAGUCUGGCACCUUUACAACAACCAUUUCCGAGCGAUUCAAGGAGGUCAAGUGUCCAUUGCCUUAAGUUCUCACUGGAUAGAGCCUCAAAAGAUGACUAGAGAAGAUAUAAAGGAAUGUCAGAAAUCUUUGGACUUCGUAUUGGGCUGGUUUGCUAAGCCUCUAUUUAUUGAUGGAGACUACCCUCAGAGCAUGAAGGAUAAUCUGUCCUUGGUGCUGCCAGAAUUUACUGAAGCAGAGAAGAAGUUUGUUAGGGGAACAGCUGAUUUCUUUGCUCUUUCUUUUGGAGCUACACUGAGUUUCCAUCUUUAUAACAGACCCCAGAUCUUUAUUGUGGAGAACAGCUGGUUUAUUUCGGGACGCACCAAGAGGGAUGACAGCAAGUAUGUGUAUUAUCUCAAGAGAUUCAUUAUGGAAACUUUAAAAGCUAUUCGGUACGAUGAAGUCCCUGUCAUUGGGUACACGGUCUGGUCACUCAUGGAUGGCUUUGAAUGGGUCAGAGGCAACGUUCGAAGGGGUCUGUUUUAUAUUGACUUUCAAAGCCGUGAUAAAGAGUUGAUGCCAAAGUCUUCAGCACAUUUCUACCAAGAGGUGAUAGGGAAAAAUGGUUUCCUUCCAUUACCGGAGAACCAGCCGAUAGAAGGGAUUUUCCCCUGUAAUUUUGCUUGGGGAGUUAUUGAAAAUAACCUCCACAUUGAUACAACUCCAUCCCAGUUCCUUGAUUCCAGUGUUUAUAUUUGGGAUGUCUAUCGAACCAAUACGCUCAUUAAAGUUGAGGGAGUUGAUGCCCCAAAACGCAAGCGUCACUGUGCUGAUCUUGCAGCCAUCAGACUUCAGAUUUCUUUACUUGGAGAAACACACAUCACACACUUCUAUUUUUCCUUGAAAUGGUCUUUGAUUCUCCCUUCAGGUAACCUGUCUUAUGUUAACCACACACUCCUGUUUUAUUAUCAGUGUUUUGUCAGCGAACUACUUAAAGUUAAUAUAACCCCUGUAGUUGCUUUAUGGAAUCCUAUGGGUGAGAAUCAAGGACUUCCUGUUUCUCUAGCCAAGCAUGGUGGGUGGGAGAACCCUUUGACUGUGCGUGCCUUUGAGGAGUAUGCAAGACUUUGCUUUAAAAAGCUUGGCCAGCAUGUCAAAUUUUGGAUCACAAUAAAUGAGCCUUACACCAAGAACCUGACGUUCAUUGCAGCACAUAAUCUAUUGAAGGGUCAUGCUAAAGCCUGGCAUAUGUAUGAUAAAGAAUUCAGGAAGACUCAGAAGGGUAAAAUAUCAAUUGCCUUACAAGCUGAUUGGGCAGAGCCAGCCUGCCCCUUUUCUGAAGAAGACAAAAUGGCUGCCAGCCGAGUUUUGGAAUUUGACUUUGGCUGGUUCGCUGAGCCCAUCUUUGGAAACGGUGACUAUCCGGAUGUGAUGAGACAGUGGCCUUACCAAAGAAACAGUAGAGAUGUUUGGGACUUCUACUUACCCUAUUUCUCAGAGGAGGAAAAAAAGCUAAUACGUGGUUCGUUUGACUUUUUUGCUUUAAGUCACUACACCACAGUACUUGUGGACUCAGAAAACGAAGACCCAGAGAAAUACGAUCAAAAGCUCAAGGUCCAAAUGCUAAAUGACAUCACUUGGCUGGAAUCGCCCAGUGGAAGUAGAGUCGUGCCGUGGGGGUUGCGCAAGCUGCUCCAGUGGGUAAAAAUGAAAUAUGGUGAUGUACCAAUUUACAUCAUAGCCAAUGGGAUUGAUGACAAGCCAGAUGCGGCUGAAGACAAGCUGAGGAUCUAUUACAUACAGAGCUAUAUCAAUGAAGCUUUAAAAGCCUACACCUUGGAUAAUGUCAACAUCCAAGGCUAUUUUGUCUAUUGUUUCAUUGAUAGGACAGAUCCUAAAUAUGGCCUUUAUCAUUAUGUUGUCAACCGAUAUGAGCCAAGACCUUCUUUGAAGCGUUACAGGGAGAUAAUUGACAAGGGUGGCUUUCCAGGCCCAGAAACUGAGGAACUGCUCUGUCCAGAAGAAAUUGCCCUUGAUACAGACUACGUUGCUUUCCAACCCAGAAGAUCUUUUCUUGCAUUUAUUUCUUUUAUAUGUUUUGCUUUCAUUGUCACUGUAUUUAUGAUAAUUAAUUACUCCAAGAAGGUUGACAAAAGAUACAAAUAG